Molecule: messenger RNA, 8553 nt
Organism: Spinacia oleracea (spinach)
Lineage: Eukaryota; Viridiplantae; Streptophyta; Magnoliopsida; Caryophyllales; Amaranthaceae
Exons: 31
Coding region: 283-8367 (2694 amino acids)
Cellular component (GO): nucleolus; 90S preribosome; small-subunit processome
Source: RefSeq, a predicted model, not a curated record
AAAGAGAAUUUCCCAUAAAAUUUUCGGAUUAGGCUGGCUAUUUGCCCUCCCUUUGACGCCGCAACAAAAACCUAUACUUGUAUAUCCCCGUACCAUGUCCGACCUCGUACGUACUUAGCGGCGGUCUUUUGACAUACGGAGUAGUUUUUUUUGCCGCCUUUCAAACCACCGAGACCUCACCGUCUCUUCUACUCUUUUUCUCUCUCCUCAAAUUUCACUGCCUCUGCUCCUCUCUUCAAAUCCUUCUUCCUCAAUUUUCUCUCCUCCUUUCAGCCACCAAUCAUGGCGUCGGCCAAGGACGCUCAAGCAGUGAAAACUCUCAACACUACUCCUGGCCACCGCAACCGCCGCUUUGUGUACAAAUCUGUUACUCAAAGAAUCGAAGAGAUAGAAAUCGAUGUUUUUUGGAAUCUCCAUACCUUGAAGGCUGAGCCAUCUUCUAGCUCUUAUUUCUUAGACUGCCUAAUAUAUUGGAGGGAGCUAAAUACAGCUGAGGAUUUUAUUUCAUUAUAUGAAGAGUUGAUGCCACUUGUACAAACCUUGCCUUUGGUUCUGUUACACAAGGAUAUGAUAAUCUCAAGACUGCUGUCUACGUUGCAAAUGAAAGCGCGGCUUUCGUUAGAGGCUAUUCUCAGGUUGAUCGCGGAGUUAUCAAGAGAUAUACUGGAAGACUUUAUACCCUUUUUUCCGAAGAUUAGUGAGUCUUAUUUGGCUCUUCUAAGAGAUGGUGCUGACCAGGAACCAGAAAUUAUUAAGCAGAUAUUUACCUCAUGGUCAUAUAUAAUGGUGAAUCUAAAAAAGUAUCUCAUCCAAGAUGUUGUUCAUGUUCUCAAGGUAUCAGUCAAACUAAGAUAUUACCCCAAAGAAUUUGUCCAGGAGUUUAUGGCUCAAGCAAUCUCAUAUUUGCUGAGACAAUCAUCUGACGGACAACUUGAAAAAGGUGUUAAGAAGAUUCUAUUUGAAGCUGCAAAAAAACCAUCUCAGGCCAAAAAAUCCGGAGUUAGUGCUUUGUUGUGGUAUACUAUGAGAGGACCAUCGUCUAAGUUUCAUUCAAAAGCUUGUCGGGUGCUACAAUUAUUAACAAAGCAUGACUUCUUAAGUAUAGGUGACAAGUUUGAUCAAGGGUCUGACACUGUUGUUGAAAUUGUGAUUACUGCUAUUGAAAGAUGUAUGGAGUUAAAUCUUGCUGAGCUGAACCUGAUAUGGGAUUGCUUGUAUGAAGCUAUUGGUAAUUCUGUAUCUGGGGGAUAUUCACAACAUUUAUCCCGUCUGUUAUCAGUUCUUAUAUCAACUAUUUCUUUUGAUCAUGGUCGGAAUAUUAGUGAUUACGAUCAAAUGUUGAAUCUAGUGGGAUUGCUCAAGGGGGAAUUUAUUCUACCAUAUAUCAGUGGUGAAACGGAGGAGCUGGUAUCUGAGGCUGCUGAUAAGACAUUUCAGCUUAUGUUGUGUGUUCUCGAUGGCAUUCACAGUAACAACAAUUUGACUGCUAUCCCUGAAAUUGCCUUGCAGUGGGCUUCUGUUUUUCAAUUAAGGAGCUCAAGUUUGCUGACAUUCUUGAAAGUGUUGGUCUUGAAGGACUAUGCUAUACUUGCAUUCCGAAGUAAUAUUUUAAGUGGUUGGUUGAAUGUGCUGGAUAUUGCGAAGGGAGAAGCUCUAGAUCUGAUGCUGGCAUUUUGCGAAAGGUUUCAAGUUAAAACAGGAUCUUUCCAUGUACUGGAAGGGAUAUUAGAGGAGGUGGUUCUAAAGCUCAGUUGUUUCUUUCAAAAGACAAUCUGCCACUGGAUUGAAGUGUUAAGUAGCUUAACUCAGGGGGAUAUGAUAGUUGAUCAAGUAGAUGAGGACAAUUUGGCUUUACUUUGGGGAACCAUAUGUUGCAUCCCUUAUCUCUUACCUGUUGAGGGGAAUGUGCAUCUGAUGGGCUUGGUGGAUGUGGUUGAUCAGCUAUUGAUAGCUGAAGCAGAUGUUGUUACUGGAGUUCCCAAAAGAACUUGGCAGGGUCUAAUUGGUGCUGCUUUACAUAGUUAUCACAACACAGGAAGACCUGAAAGAUGUGAACUUGAAGAUAUCAGUAAGAUUUUGCGUCUUGGAAAAAGUUAUAAAUCAUCCCAACAAAUACUGUCUGCUGUUGCAGAUUAUUUGGAUUCGAGUUGCGGGUCUAGUAACCACAGUGGUGUGAUAAGACCUCCAAAGCUUGAAACAGAAGAAGUGAUAGACGCUAUGAAUGCAUUUUCAGAGAACUUGUACAAUCCUAACAAGGAGCUUCGUGUUUCGACCCUUAGAAUAUUGUGUCAUUAUGAACUCUUGAGUCAUGAAUCGCAGCAGAUGGAUACAGGAGUUUCUGAAGAAAAGCACGCCGACACCCAGUGUUACAAUGUGUUUAACCUGCUUCUAUCCAUUGAGCAAACACCCAUCUCUGUUGCCACAAGUAGAAAGGUCACUUUGCUAGUUUCUAGAAUACAGGCUUCACUGUCUGCUCCAGGAACAACUGAAGUCUAUGUACUACCUGCUUUUUAUGGCAUCAUCGGGCUUCUGUAUAACCAGUAUUCAGAUUUAUCAAACUCAGCUAUAGAGUGUCUUUCUGUUAUGAUCAGCAAAUAUCCCGGGAUUCUUUGGAAUAGGUUUAUCAGUUUUUUUGAGCAAUGCCAGACCAGCUCCUUAAAGACUCAUGGUUUAGAUAUCUCAAACAUCGAAUCAUGUAGCGAGACAACUGAUUUGGUGGAACAUUUCCGCUCGUAUUGUGGGACAGUAUCCGGUGACAGUUCAGGAUCAUCGAUAUUGUCUCUGCUACUCCAAGCUUUAGAGAGGAUUCCAACUGUUACCGAGUCUCAUUCUCGUCAAAUAGUUCCGUUAUUCUUCAGAUUUCUGGGUUACGGAGAUGAAAUCCCUUGUUUGGAAUCAUUUAAUUCUCAGGCUUGUGGGGGAAAGGAUUGGAAACUCAUACUCACGGAGUGGCUAAACCUAUUAAAAUUGAUGAAGAAUUCCCGAUCAUUUUACCGCAGUCAACUUCUGAAAGAAGUUUUGGUGAAUAGGUUGCUUGACAACAAUGAUGUUGAGAUACAAACAAGGGUUUUGGAUUGUCUCUUGAAUUGGAAGGAUAGCUUCUUGCUCCCUUAUGAGAAGCAAUUGAAUAAUCUUGUCAAUUCAAAAUGUUUGAGAGAAGAACUUGCUACCUGGAGUUUAUCUGUGGAGUCUAAUUUGGUAGAAGAAGAGCAUAGAGCUGAACUUGUUCCUCUGGUUAUUCGGUUGCUUAUGCCGAAAGUAAGAAGCCUAAGGACCCUGGCCUCAAGAAAGCAUGCAAGUGUGAACAACCGAAAGGCAGUGCUGGGAUUCAUUGCUCAACUUGGUGUUUCUGAGCUUGUUCUUUUCUUUCAAUUAUUGAUGAAGUCUUUGCAAAUAACUGAUCUUGGUAAUGAUGGAGUAGGAAGUUAUGCUUGGGUUUCUGGGAAAAGCAAUUUGGAUGAGUUGGAUUUGUCAAGUUGGUCGAAUCUUUUCACCAUGGAGAGGAUAUUGGCCAUACCCUUGAAAAAGAGAUAUGGGUUUUUACAUGUGGUUGAAGAAAUUUUCAGAAUAUUUGAUGCUUCACGUGUCAGCCCGUUUCUUGACCUUCUGUUGUUUUGUGUUGUCCGUGUAUUGGAAAGCUGUGCUUCAAGUAUUCCCUCUACAAAUAAUAAGCAAUCUGCUCAACCUGAAGAUUUUUCUGAAAUUACCUUGCCAGAAGGUGGAAAGGAAGCUGUGAGCCAUGUAGGGGUAAUACUAACAAUGGCCAGCUUGGCGGUCAAGCAAUUCAAAGAUAUGAGAUCGUUGUGCUUGAAGAUCAUUUCUUUUGUUCUUAAUAAGUACGAGGACCAUGAUUUUGGCCCCAUAUUUUGGGAUAUAUUCUUCAAGGCAGUGAAACCUUUAGUACACGGAUUCAAACAGGGGGGCUCAAGUAGCGAGAAGCCCAGUUCUUUGUUCUUUUGCUUUCUUGCAAUGAGCCAGAGUCCGAAACUAGUACCCCUCUUAUGCAGAGAAAAGAACCUGAUUCCAGAUAUCUUUUUUAUUUUAUCUGUUCCAACAGCUUCGGAAGCCAUAGUUUAUAGUGUUCUCAAGUUUAUCGAGAACCUUUUAACUCUUGAAGUUGAGCUUGGGAUAGAUUGUUACAUUAUUGAGGAGGUUGUAUGUUCAAACCUUGAGGGUCUUGUUGACAGCCUGCAUCAUCUAUUUCACAAUUUCACUGAAAGAAGAAGGAAGUUGCACAAACAUCCCGGGGAAACUGUGCUGAGAGUUCUGAAAUUGUUAUCAAAGUUCAUAAAGGAUCAAUCAGCGGCGAGAAAAUUUGUGGAUAUCUUGCUUUUACUUGCGUCAGAUGGAAUAAAAAAUGCUGAUGUAUGCAUGGAAGCUUUGCAGAUCCUUAGAGAUAUAGUUUCAGCCUUACCGAGUGAAACUAACACUAGAAUCUUGAAGGCCAUAUCUCCCAUCCUUAUUUCUGCUCAAAGAGAUGUGCGCUUGUCAGUUUGUGACCUUUUUGUGGCUCUAGCUGAGAAUGAUUCAUCCAUGUGCUCUAUGGUAAAACUAAUUUGUGAAUUAAAUGCCACUUCUGAGAAGGAAAUGGGUGAACUUGAUUUUGAUAUUAUCAUCAACGCUUAUGACAGAAUAACUGCAGAUUACUUCUUUGGUGUUAGUGAGGAUCAAGCGUUAGUGAUAUUAUCCCAUUGUAUUUAUGACAUCAAAUCUGAUGAGAUAGUCUUAAGACAAUGUGCAUAUAAGUCGCUGCUCUCAUUUGUUGAAUUCUCCGCUUUGAGAAUUGGGGACGGAUUAGAGAAGCAGGAAAUUCCUGCACAAAUGAUGGCAGUUCAUGGUAGUUAUUGGACUGGUAAUCGCAUUCAGCUUGUUGUAAAUAAAUUCAUGUUGAAGCACAUGGGAGAUGCCAUUAGCAAAGGAACAAUGCAAAAGGAGUGGAUUGACUUGUUGCAUGAGAUGGUCCUAAAGCUUUCAGGAAUCCCAAGUCUUGGAAGUUUGAAGGUCCUCUGCAGUGAAGAUGCUGAAGUUGACUUCUUCAAUAACAUUGUUCAUUUACAGAAACACAGGAGAGUCAGGGCAUUGUCACGCUUUAGGAAUAUUGUUGCCACUGGGCAGCUUUCUGAGUUCAUGCUGAAGAGAGUGUUCAUCCCCCUCUUUUUCAGUAUGUUGUAUGAUUUGCAAGCAGGCAAGGGAGAACAUAUAAGAUGUGCUUGCCUGGAUGCCGUUGCUUCUAUAUCUGGUCAGUUAGGAUGGAAAUCAUACUACGCUUUACUAAUGAGGUGUUUUAGGGAUAUGGAAAAGAAGCAUGAUAGGGAGAAGGUCCUGUUACGCCUCGUUUGUUCUAUUCUUGACCAGUUCCAUUUUUCUGAGACCUUUUCCUCACAAGACCUGGGGUUUCCUGGCAAUGAUGUAACUGAGAAUGAUCCCAAAGACAUAUCUAAAUUAGUUAUGCAACCAAAAUGUGCUAGUUCUUCUGUGUUUUCUGUGAUACAGGCCUGUCUUAGUGGUACCGUGCUUCCAAAAUUGCAAAAACUGCUUGUUUCUGAUCCAGAGAAAGUGAACGUUAGUAUUAGUGUUGCGAUACUAAAAGUUUUAAAGAAACUUCCUGGUGACACCUUGGAUUCUCAGCUUUCCAGUAUUAUUCAUCGGAUAUCAAACUUCUUAAAAAAUCGUCUGCAGAGCAUCCGUGAUGAAGCAAGAUGUGCUUUGGUUGCAUGUUUGAAGGAACUUGGAUAUGUGUACCUUAAACUUGUAGUCAAGGUCUUGAGUGCCACAUUGAAACGUGGAUUUGAGCUUCAUGUUCUGGGAUAUACCGUCAACUUUAUCUUGUCGAAAGGUCUUGCAGAAUCCGCAGGAGGCGUGCUAGACUUUUGUUUGGAUGAACUCCUUCGUGUGGUAGAUAAUGAUGUUUUUGGUGAUGUAGCUGAGCAAAAAGAAGUGGAAAAGGUUGCCUUCAAAAUGAAAGAGACUAGAAAACAAAUGUCUUUUGAUACACUUAAGUUGAUUGCUCAAAAUGUGACUUUCAAAACCCAUGGUUUGAAGCUGCUCUCUCCAGUAACAGCUCAUAUGCAGAAGCAUUUGACACCUAAAGUAAAAUUAAAAUUGGAGACUAUGUUAACUCAUAUUGCUGAGGGAUUUGAAAAAAACUCCUCCGUUGAUCAAACUGAUCUCUUUAUCUUCAUAUUUGGCCUAAUUGAUGAUUGGCUUUGUGAAGAAAAACGUAAAAAAGAAGCUUUAUUAGUGGAGGGGUCGGGAAAAGACAAAUCUAUCGAUGCAAACAGUAAAGUGGUUAUGAAAUGUUACGUUGGAACUGUACCACAGUGCUCAUAUCUUUUUACAGUUUUUGGUCUUCGACUUCUUCACAAUCGUUUGAAAAAUAUUAAGCUUCACAAGGGAAAUGAUCAACUGCUCUCGUUAAUGGACCCCUUUAUAGAGCUUCUGACAUCUUGUCUGAGGUCUAAGUAUGAAGAGAUAGUAGCUGGUGCCCUUAAGUGUAUAUUUCCGUUGACAAGAUUGCCUCUUCCGUCCCUGGAAUCUCAAGCUGACAAGAUAAAAGUGAUACUAUUGGACAUUGCUCAAAGUACAUUUAGUGUAAAUAGUCCUGUAAUGCAGUCCUGUUUGAAAUUAUUGACCACCCUGCUGCAGAGCACCAAUAUUACCCUUUCUGCUGAUCAAUUGCAUAUUUUGAUCCAGUUUCCUCUUUUUGUUGAUCUUGAAAGAAACCCCUCUUUUGUUGCCUUGACACUUUUGAAGGCAAUUGUGCGACGCAAGCUUGUUGUCCAUGAAAUAUAUGAUCUAGUUAAUCAAGUUGCAGAACUAAUGGUAACCAGUCAAGAGGAUGCCAUUCGCAAAAAAUGCAGUCAGAUAUUGUUACAAUUCCUGCUCAACUAUCAACUUUCUCAGAAACGCAGACAGCAGCAUCUUGAUUUCCUCGUUGCUCAUCUAAGGUAUGAACAUGCCACUGGUAGGGCAGCUGUGCUGGAAAUGCUAAAGACAAUUAUCAAGAGGUUUCCUGAGAGCAUAAUUUGUGAGCAGUCGGAGACGUUCUUUCUCCAUUUAGUGCUUGCUUUGGCAAAUGAUCAUGAUAAUCAAGUUUGCUCCUUGAUAGGCAUUGUUAUAAAACAUCUUAUUGGUCGCAUAAACUCACAACCACUUGAGUCCAUCCUGAAUAUCUGCCUUGCUUGGUAUGUGGGAGAGAAAGAACAGCUGCGGAGCCCAGCAGCACAGGUCCUUGGAUUUGUUGUUGAAGUGAUGAAGAGAGGAUUUCAGAAGCACAUUAAUGAUAUACUUCCUGUAAUGAAAAUGAUCGUGCAGUCUACCAUUGAUGUCUUGAAUGAUGGACAACUAAAUAUUUCGGACCCGGAGACAAUUCCCUUUUGGAAGGAUGCUUAUUACUCUUUUGUUUUGUUGGAAAAAAUUCUUACUCAGAUUCCCGACUUAUUCUUUGUGGAGGACAUCGAAGAUAUAUGGCAGGCGGUCUCUGAGCUCCUUGUGCAUCCCCACCCGUGGAUUUGUAACAUAUCCGGCCGUCUUGUGGCAUUAUACUUUGAGCAGAUGGUAAAGCAAAAAAAGACAAUAGGAACGACUUGCCUAACAAGCACAAGUAGGAUGUUCCUGAUAGCUUCCUCUCUAUGCUAUCGAUUAAAGGUUCAACUCCCUGAUAAAGGUGUAAGAAGACUUGUUAAGUGCAAUCUUGCAUUUACAAUAUGCGGGAUACAAUCAUUAUUGCGUCAAUUGAAAUUCAAGGAUCCUUGUGCGGUUUGGGACUCCCUUGACCCGUGCGAGCAAGGAUGCUUCCUUAAAGCUUGUCAGUUGCUUGAUCCAAAAAGCGGAAGGAGUAUUACAGAGUUGUUUACUUGUGGUGGAUUCAAUGACGAAAAAAUUGAUCAGAAAAAUAAUGAUGCUAGUUAUUUGCUUGUGUCUGGGAUACUUAGCACAAUGGGAAAAACUGCCCUUCAAACAGAGGAUUCUCAGACAAAGAUGAUUCUUGGCAGUCUUAGAAUGGUUGCUGAGAAGAUCACCCAGGAAGAUUGCCAGCAGUAUGCCUAUCUGUUGCUGUUCCCAAUUUACAAACUUUGCGAGGGGUUUGCUGGAAAAGUAGUUUCAGAUGAUGUGAAGCAACGUGCAGAAAAGGUUCGUGAAAAGAUACAGGAAAAACUCGGUACUCAAAGUUUUGUACAAAGUUACAACCAGAUGAGGUAUGAUCUUGGAGAAAAAAGGUUCAAGAGGAAGCAAGAGGAGAAGGUGUUGGCUGUAACUAAUCCUAUCAGAAAUGCCAAGAGAAAAAUGAAAAUUUCUGCCAAACAUCAAGCCCAUAAGAAGAGGAAAAUGAUGACUAUCAAGAUGAGUAGAUGGAUGCGCCAUUAAUUUAUUUAUAGGAAUUGUAACUGCUUGUACAUAUAGAUUUAUAGGUUGUUGUGAUAUCUUGAAUCAGGGAGAUACAAUGUGUAAACCUGAGCCAAAUUUUGUUAGAAUUCUAGGAUAUUCAAAGAUCAAACUCUUAUUUUCACCAUUGAAUUGGCGAACUUAUGAUUGGUGAACUCUUUCUUCCUA